GCAUACUUGCUUGUGAUUGGCUCUUUAAAUGAAUGACAACAGAAAUGGUCCAAUCAGAGCUUGUUGCUAAGGCAAUUCCGUCGCAUGUGAGUGGGAUUUUAUGAAUUAUGCAAAUUUGAGCAGUUGUUCCUCUCCUCGGAUGAGAGGCUAGAUCCAGGAUAGCCGAGGAGUUCUGUUGUUCUUAAUAUAGGCUAACAUAAGCUUUUUUUGUCGUUGCUACGGAAUAUAUCAGACGAGAAUGACUCGUUUUGUUUUGCGUGAUUAGAUGGCGGCGCUACAUCUCUGAAUUAGGAUGUUAUAGGCCAGGAAGUUAAGAAAAGCCGGUAGUGUUUAAGUGCAGCAAACAGUUUUGCCGGUCAGGGCUGCUCUUUGUCUGACACAGAGAGUAGUCAACGCGUGCUCUUUUGUUUGGGGGUUUGUCAUUGUUUAACUGCAAACGGGCGAUCUUUGUUAUCGUUUAGGCCUCCCGAGGUUGAAAUAUUUGUUUUGAAACAUGCACCACAUGAAGAAAUAUUUCACCGAGGGACUCAUUCAGUUUACGAUUCUGCUGAGUUUGAUAGGAGUUCGUGUGGAUGUCGACACCUAUUUGAGCGGCUACUUCUCGCCGUUGAUAGAAACAGACGGAGGGCCGAGCUCGGCUUUCAUACAGACCCCGUUUCACCACUACCGGGACACAGCGGCGGGCCAUCAGGUGCAUCCGAAAUGUCCCGAGCUGGACUAUUUUUUCACCAGCCGCAGGCUCUUGAAUGAAGUGCGCGCGCUCGGGUCCCCGGCCCGCUUCCCCACGCGUGUCAGCGCAUGGCUGGUGCACCUGGUGCCUGAUGAUGGCUCUGAUGCAGGUGAGGCACACGACCUGUCGGGGGACCCUGGUGAUGAAGAGGUAAAUGCCGAAAAUCACCGGGAAGUGGAUAAUGAGCACAGGGCUGGAGAGGGCUUCGGUGUGUCAGUUUCUCAGGACCUCACUGUUUCCAGGCCUCGCUGUGCACCAGCAGGACUUUCCAAAGAGGAAACUUCACUAGACCAAGUGAAUGAGGAAGAGGAGGUGAAAGACGAGAGAGGGCAGGAGGACACCUGCCCUGCUACGCUGAACCAGCUGACUCAGAGUUCUGCGUUAGAGCAGGAGGAUUUGCUGGGAAGUAGGACCCUUCCUCCACCUCUUUCUGGGCUUGAGCUUCCUCCACAGUGGCAUGACUUCCUCUCUGAAUUUGAUGAUUUGGACUCCAUAGUCCCCCAACGCAUGUCAGACUUAGAAGCUGAGCUUCCUAAUCCCAUCAGCUAUGACGUAAGCCUUCAAGAUGCAAUGGUAACAGGAGGAGAGUCAGUUAAUAGCAGGCCUACAUCUUUCCGAACACCCCUCUUUCGUCUGGAGUCCACAAACUCUUCUCACUCAGACCCAUCUCAGAGCUCAGCAGGGGCACUUCCUUCAAUGCUCUUCUCUUUGUCUGGGAACAGCUCUCGUAAUGAAACCUCACCUUCGCAGAUGGGAGGCUAUCUAGAUGAGGCUGUUUUUGACCACAUCAAUAUGUUGGAUCUAGAUAAUCUUGGUACAAUCGACCCUCAAAUGCUGGGCGGCAUGCAAGGGGACAUGGACACUCCAUGGCCUGAGGAUUCAGAUUCUGGCCUGUCUUUGGAGAGCAGUUCAAGGAGCCCCACAUCCCUGUCUACAUCAUCCGAUUCAUUUUGCGAGGAUGAAGGUGGAGCUACAGGCUAUAGCAGUGAAGUGGAGUCUCUUUCGCCGAAAGGCGGAGCUUGUGCAGCCGCUUAUCGUGAUUGGUCACCUGUAAACCUCAUGGAAAACAUCUGGAACGAUCAUUCCUAUUCAGCCCAUCAAGUGCAAAAUUCUACGCCAUCUAGCUGGUUCACAGCAAUCAAACAGGAAGUGAUGAGCGAAGAUGAGGCUGAACCAGAAGAGAUGAGUCGUGACGAACAUCGGGUGCAGGCGUUGGGUCUUCCGUUUUCAGCCUUUCAGAUUGUCAACAUGCCUGUAGAAAACUUCCUGGAGCUGCUGGACAGCCAGAAUCUGUCAGGAUCAGAAGUCUCUCUCUUGCGUGACGUGCGCAGACGAGGUAAAAACAAGCUUGCUGCGCAGAAUUGCCGCAAGAGGAAGCUGGAUGCGAUCCUGACCCUGCAGGAUGAGGUCGAGGGCCUGUCGGUGCAGCGGGAUGCUCUUCUACGCCAGAGAUCCCACACAGCCAAAGCACUUUCUGCUGCUGCAGAGCGGUUCGAAAUGCUCUCGCAGACUGUGUUGAGCCAACUUCGGGAUGAAUAUGGACAUCCCCUGAACCCUGAGCACUACAGACUGCACUGCAGUGCUAACGGACGGGUGAUGGUUCAGCCUCGCACAAACACAACGUCAAGGACAAUGACAAGUAGCAAGAUGGUGAAAAGAAAGAAGGACAAGAAACCCUAAAGACUUUUUGAGUGUGUGUGUGUCUGUGUGUGUG
Molecule: messenger RNA, 2444 nt
Organism: Carassius carassius (crucian carp)
Lineage: Eukaryota; Metazoa; Chordata; Actinopteri; Cypriniformes; Cyprinidae
Product: endoplasmic reticulum membrane sensor NFE2L1-like
Exons: 4
Coding region: 494-2410 (638 amino acids)
Biological process (GO): regulation of transcription by RNA polymerase II
Cellular component (GO): nucleus
Molecular function (GO): RNA polymerase II cis-regulatory region sequence-specific DNA binding; DNA-binding transcription factor activity, RNA polymerase II-specific
Source: RefSeq, a predicted model, not a curated record